CCGUAGAAGAGUGGAUGCCAUGUGAAGAAACUGGAUGCAACUUUUUGUAAAGUGCUGCAAGAUGUUUUUGAAACAUCCUAGUGUUCCCUUUGAACUGUACAUAUUCUGAUUGCACUUGUUAGCAUUGUGCUUUUAACACUUUCCUAUGUUUCAUUUUAUGGUAAACUGCAACACUUGACUUCAAUGGUUUUGUCACUGGCCUGUAUAUGCUUUGACGAGUACUUCAUGGUCUCUCUUUGUAUAUGAAGAUUUUAUUAUGACGUUUAUUUGAUUGUUUAUAUAGUUUUCUCAGAUCAGUCAGCUGCGACCUCCAUAGCUCUACAACAGAACUGCACUCCAGAUAAAGGUGCCAGUGCAUUCAAAAUGUAAAAGUGAAGGAGGGUGAUCUCCCUGCAGAAUGGAGGCUGUUAUACAACAUAUACAAUAUGUUAUUUAACACAGUAAGAUCAUUCUUUAUACUGGUUUUGUGUUUGUAAAUAAACCUGAUUGGAUUUUUUCUCUUGUAUAUUGUGCCGCAUACUUUACUUUACUGUUACUUGAGUUUUACUCACAACUUCCAAAGAGAUAACUAUAUCACGCCCUAUCUUGUUUAUUUUAGUUGUAGGUUUUCAUCUGUCCACUAGAUGUCACCUUUCCCUCAGUUUAUCAAUCACUAGCCGUUAUUCAAAUCACCUUUUUAAAUCUGAAUUGGAACCUUUGCGGCGUCGUGUUUUUGUACGACUUUUUCCGAGUAUUACCAGUCUUACUGUCUGUCUGUCUGUGUACGUCUGACUGCAGGUAAGAGCGAGACGCCCCCGGCCCGUAAAGCGAUCCUGACACCAUGAAUAAUGGAGGGCGCCGUGGCAGAGAGGAUAAGUUCUCUGUUCAAGGCUCCUUUUUCACAGGGCUUUCUCCCAUGCACCACGUGACUGCUGAGGUGACAGUAAUUUUUCAUGAGUACUGUGUGUUUGUUGUAUGGACACAUACUGCCCAGGAAGGCGUUGUCCAGUUAGUCAUCACUCUGUAUGCACAUGCUUACCUGGCACCCCCUUCUGCCGUACACACCCAGGCUGCUCCAAACCCCAUCAUCCUGGAGCCUCCUCGCAGCCAAAGGGUCAAAUGAAUUGUCUUACAACCUCAGAAACAUAAGGCAGCAUUUGUGAAACCAAAGGUGAGGGAAGUGGAUAAAUAAAAGAUGCCGACGAAACAGAAAAAAUCCACACCUUCAGAUGACACUGAAGAGGUGGAUGACGAAGUGGACGAGACGGAGCUGAAGGAAAACAAUCGGAGUAAUAGUGAGACACGGGGGAACACCAGGAAAGGAGAAAAGAGUCGGAAGAAAAACAAGAGUUCAGAGAGGUCUGACACUGAGGAGACCUCAAGAAAGGAGGAGAGAGGUGAAAAAAUAAAAGAAAAAAAAAGGAAAAAGAAGGUUGAUGAAAACUCUGACGCUUUGAUUGAAAAAGAAGCCGAAGAAGAGGAGCAGAACAACAAUGAUCCAAACAGCGUUUCCAAAAAGAAGAAAGAGAAGCUCAAAGACGAAGUGUCUGAGGAAGUGAAGGAGGAAAAGAAGAAAAAAAAGAAGAAAUCCUCACAGGAGGAGGAGGAGAUGGGCUCCAAGGAUAAAAAGUCAAAAGAAGGCAAGAAGAAGAAGAAAUCUCACGAGGAUGAGGAGCCCUUGAUUGAGGAGAUAGCAGAGGAGGAGGAGGACUCGAAGAAAAAGAAGAAGAAGAAGACAAAGAAGGGUUCGGCGGACAGUGAUGAAGACAAGAAGAAAAAGGGGAAAAAGUCCAAAAAUAAGCAGGUGGACUAUGCGGUCAUCUACCAGAACGAGUUAUUAAACUACCACACAGACUCAUCUGAUGGAUAUGAGGAUGAGUAUUUCAAAAAGAAAGUGUACGAAGUGGUCGCUGUCACAGGUGAUGUAAAGGGAGCCGGCACUGAUGCCAAUGUGUUUGUCACCCUGUUUGGAGACUUUGGCGUCACCCCUAAAAUUCACCUGGCAAGCAAAAGCAGAACGGCAUUUGAGAAGAAUAAGACCGAUGUGUUUCGCAUAAAAACUCACAAUGUGGGACCCCUGAAGAAGCUGAGGAUUGAACAUGACAACACAGGGAUGAACGCCAGCUGGUUCCUGGACAGGGUGGUCGUGACCGACAUGAACCGACCACAUCUGCGCUUCUACUUCGCCUGCAGUAACUGGCUGAGUCGGGAGGAGGGUGACAACCUGUUUGUCAGGGACCUGCUGGGCAGCCUGAACCCCAUGGAUGUCCCAAAGUUGAACAAAUACAUUGUGAGUGUGUUCACUGCUGAUAUGAAGGGGAGUGGAACCGAUGCUGAUGUCUUCUUAAAUAUCUUUGGAGAAAACGGAGAUUCAGGAGAGAGACGACUGGACAGUGACAAGGACAACUUUGAACGUGGCUCAGAGGACAAGUUCACGAUAGAAGCUCCAAACCUGGGAAGACUGAAGAAAAUCACCAUCGGCCACAACAACAGAGGUUCUUCAGCUGGAUGGUUUUUGGACAAGGUGGUGAUCGACGACAUGGGGAACAAGGAAAUGUACGAGUUCCCAGUUAAUAACUGGUUCGCUAUGGAUGAAGGCGAUGGCAAAAUACAGAGAGAUUUGCUGGUGGGAUCAGUGCAACCUACGGGAAUCAUAUACAACGUGCAGGUGAUGACUGGAGACCUGAGAGGCGCAGGCACCAACUCUAAAAUCCACCUGGUGAUGCACGGCUACAAGGGGCUUAAAAACAGUGGCAAGAUCUUCCUGGAGGGAGGGGCCUUUGAGCGGGGCCUCAUCGACAUUUUUAACGUGGAAAUUUGUGAACUGAUCAGCCCACUGAGCCGAGUCACUAUUGGACAUGACAACGGGGCAGUUGGUGCCGGAUGGUUCUGUGAAAAGGUGGUGAUUUACUGUCCAUUCACCGGCAUCGAGCAGACGUUUCCAUGUGGGACGUGGCUGGAUGAGGAUGAGGGGGACGGACUGAUCGAGAGGGAACUGUAUGAGAUGGUGUCCCUCAGACAGAAGAAACAGAAGAAGUUCCCGUGGUCUCUGUGGAUCUGGACCUCGGAUGUGAAGGGGGCCGGGACAGACGCCCAGGUUUUUCUACAGAUCUAUGGAGAAAAAGGCAAAUCUGAUGAAAUCAAACUGGAAAACAACUCAGACAGUUUCGAGCAGGGCCAGCUUGAUAAGUUCAUGAUUGAGAUGCCAGACAUUGGACGACUGCUGAAGCUGCGCAUCUGGCAUGAAAAAAGACAUCCAUUUGCUGGGUGGCAUUUAGCAAAGGUCACUUUGCUAAAGACCCUGACGAAUGAGAAAUAUUCUUUUGAAUGCGGCCGAUGGCUGGACAUCAAUGAAGACGACAAUGAAAUUGUCAGAGAGCUUCCAGCCACAGGAGCUCUCAGCGAGGAGCCUCUGCCCUUAAUAAAGUACAGAGUCACCAUCUGCACCGGUAACGUCAGCGGUAGCGGCACUGACGCCACCGUCUUCCUCAACGUCAUCGGUGACCUCGGAGACACGGGGGAGCGGCUCAUGAUUAUGAGCAAAAACAAUGUCAACAAGUUUGAAAAGGGCAACCACGAUGAGUUCCUGAUUGAAGCAGUAUUUUUGGGCCUAGUGAAUAGAGUGCGAGUUGGCCAUGACGGUCGUGGAGGCGGCUGUGGUUGGUUCCUGGAUAAAGUCAUGGUCAGGGAGGAGGGACAGCCAGAGAGUAUGGCUGUUGAAUUCCCCUGUGACAGGUGGUUGGACCGUAAUGAGGAUGAUGGACAGAUAGUCCGGGAGUUAGUUCCAGCUGGAGAUGGUCUACGUCUCUUCAACGUCAGCUACCACAUAUCCAUCAAGACAGGAAAUGUAAACGGGGCCAGCUCUGACUCCAGGGUGUUUGUGAAGCUGUACGGUGAGAAGGGCGACACCGAUAAGGUGAUACUUGCUGUGUCCGAUAACGACCUCAGGAACUACUUUGAGACCGGUCGCACAGACACUUUCACCAUCGAAACCUUUGACAUUGGAAAGGCGAGUCCUCCAGAUGAAAAUGCACUUGAGAACAUGGUGAACAGUUCAAGAACUUCUGUUGUUCCUAAAGUUGUCGUAUUUUUUCAGAUAAACCGUCUCCUUAUCGGUCACACCAACGAGGGCCUGAGGGCAGGAUGGUUUCUGGACAGCGUGCAGAUCUCAGUGCCGGUCCAUGGGCUGCAGUACAUGUUCCCCAGUCAUCGAUGGCUCUGUAAAGACGAGGCUGAUGGAAAAGUGGAGGUUGAGAUCUAUCCCAGUGAAAUUCUGGACAUUGAACAAUUGAUCAACUAUGAAGUAACCGUGGUAACUGGGGACGUUCGCGCAGGUGGCACCAAUGCCAAUGUUUUCUGUCAGAUCUACGGAGACGCAGGGAAAACGGAGGUUCUCGCACUUUUGAGUCGGUCCAACAACUUUGAACGCAACACUGUUGAGAUCUUUAAGAUUGAGGCUCAGGACGUUGGAAAGAUCUACAAGAUACGCAUCUAUCAUGAUGGGAAGGGCAUCGGAGACGGCUGGUUCCUUGAGUCAGUGGACAUAAAAAAACUGACCACAGCAAUGGUACAAGUUGAGGUGAAGAAGGAGGAGCCGAAGAAAGACAAGAAGAAGGACAAGAAAAAGAAAAAGAAAGAGGAAGAGGAGGAGGUGGAGAUAAUUGAGCAGCUCAAGGAAGUGGUGGAGACUUUUUCCUUUCCUUGUGGCCGCUGGCUGGCCCGAGAUGAGGAGGACGGAGAGAUAGUGGUUGAGCUGCUGUCAGAGGACGAUGAAGACCUGGAGAUAAACUCAUAUGAGGUCCACGUGUUCACGGGAAAUAUGUGGGGGGCUGGAACUGAUGCCAAUGUUUACGUCAACAUCUACGGAGAGACUGGUGACACAGGCGAGCGGCGACUUAGGAAAUCCAACAACUUAAACAAGUUUGAGAAAGGCCAGGUGGACAUUUUCAGCAUCACAGCAGUUGACCUGGGUGUCCUGAAGAAGCUCCGAAUCCGACAUGACAACAGUCAGGCCAGCGCUGGAUGGUUUUUGGACAGGGUGGAGAUUGUGGAUGAAAAAGAUGACACCACGUACUUUUUCCCAUGUAAACGUUGGCUUGCUGUUGAUGAAGAUGAUGGACAGCUGGCCAGAGAGCUGGUUCCUGUGGAUGAGGCCUUUAUGAAGAAGGGGGAUGAUGAUGAUGAGGAAGAGUCUGAAGCCACACUUGGUCUGGAACAAAAAGCGAUGUCAACCACAUACACAGUACAGGUGAAAACUGGAGAUAAAAAAUAUGCAGGAACAGAUGCCAAUGUUUUUAUGAUCCUGUAUGGAACAAAGGAUGAUACGGGGAUCAUUAAUCUAAGGGCCUCGAAGACUCACAAGAACAAGUUUGAAAGAGGUAUGAUCGAUGAGUUCACUGUGGAAGCUGUCGACCUGGGCCCUCUGAAGAAGCUGCGUAUUGGACACAACAACUGUGGAGGAGGAUCAGCCGGUUGGUUCCUUGACUGGGUGGAGGUCGAUGCCCCGUCUAUGGGACAGAAAUUGCGCUUUCCCUGCGGUCGUUGGUUGGACAAGGGGGAGGACGAUGGCGUCAUCGUCAGGGACCUCUUCAUUAAUCCUCUCCAGACACAGCUUUACACACCUUUUGUUCCCUAUGAGAUUAAAUUCUUCACCGGUGACCUGUUUGGAGCUGGCACAAAUGCAGAUGUCUUCAUCGUCCUGUAUGGUAGAAAUGCCGUGUGCACACAGCAAAAGUCACUCUGUGUAAACAAGAGGGAAAGGAAGAUGUACUUUGAAAGAGCAGCCGAAGAUAUGUUUAUUGUUGAGUUACAAGAUGUGGGGGAUGUAAUUGAAAAGAUUCGAAUCGGUCAUGACAACCGCGGGGUGAACCCAGGCUGGCAUCUGGACAGGGUGGAGAUCAGGCGACUGCUGAGAAAGGGGAAGGGAUCAGAGACCGUCAUCUUCCCAUGUGAGCGCUGGCUGGCCAAGUCAGAGGAUGAUGGAGAGAUUAUCAGGGAACUGGUGCCUUCUGACAUCAUCACUGAGAAGCUGUUACGAGAUGGAAAUCUGAAAGUCAAUGAAGUGGAAGUUGAGGAUGCACUUGAAACUCAUACAUAUAAAGUGUCAGUGAUGACGGGUGAUUUGAACGGAGCUGGAACUGAUGCCAAUGUCUUCCUGACAAUUUAUGGUGACCUCGGUGACACCGGGGAGAGGAAACUCGGCAAGUCGGAAACAAACAACAACAAAUUCGAACGAGGAUGUGUGGACAAGUUCACAAUAGAAGCAGUGGAUCUCGGACAGGUGUUUAAGAUAAAAAUCCGGCAUGAUAACAGUAUGAUGAACGCAGACUGGUACCUGGACCAGGUGGAGGUGUUGGACGUGGACACGGAGGAGGUUUUCCUCUUCUUAUGUGAACGCUGGUUGUCCAGGAAGAGGGAGGACAGACUGAUCCAAAGAGUCUUCUAUGUAAAGGGAUAUGAAGGAGUGAGGGAGAGUGUAAACAGCAGGAAGAGCUCUGCUCUCUCGGUGAAGAGUGUUGACAGUAACAUGAAUAAAAAGAACAAAAAGAAGAAGGAUGAAGAGCAGACGGAGCUUCCAAUCAUACCUUACCACGUUAACAUCUGCACCGGAUUGGAACGAGAUGCCAACACCACCAGUCGGGCUUAUGUGAUCAUUAUCGGGGCCAAUCACACCCAGACAGAGAGGCUGUGGCUGGACCUGCCUGAUGGAAGGAAGGGCUUUGAGGCUGGCUCUCUGGAGAGCUUUGAGUCUCAUGGUUUAGAUGUGGGAGAGAUGAAAAAGGUGGAGCUGGGCCAUGAUGGGGCCACUCCUGAGAGCUGCUGGCUGGUUGAUGAGCUGUCGGUCGCAGUGCCAACCAAAGGAGUCAAAUAUAUUUUUUCUUGCAAGUGCUGGCUGGCCAAAGAUCGAGGAGAUGGUCUGACUGCUCGAUUAUUUAAUGUUCUGGAUGCAGAGGCCGUUUUCAUCUCUCAGAAGGUUAUCUACGAGGUGACGGUGGUAACGGGAGACGUGCAAAACGCCGGGACAGACACUCAGAUCUUCAUGUCUGUGUUUGGGGUCAAUGGCAGCACAGAAGAGAUGCUGCUGGAGAAGAAUGAGGACAGGUUUGAGCGCGGUCAGGAGGACACUUUCAACAUGGAGAUUGAUGACAUCGCUCCUCUGAAGAAGAUGAGGCUCCGCAUCGACGGAUCUGGCAGUCGACCUGACUGGUUUGUGGACAAGGUGAUCAUGCGUAACUUGACCACAGAGGAGGUUUCUGUGUUCACCUACGAGGAUUGGCUGUCCAAGACGCGAGGACCCAAGAGGACCAUGAUCUGUGAGAUGGCGGCUGUAGUCGAUGAGGAGAUAAUGGUGGAGCUCACCACCUACAUCGUUCAGGUCAAGACCAGUGAUGUGGCAGGAGCUGGUACUGAUGCCAACGUUUGGGUCAUCAUCUUCGGUGAGAACGGGGACACGGGGACACUGGCACUGAAAGAAUGCAACAAGUCCAACAAGUUUGAGCGAAAGCAAGUGGACACAUUUCGCUUCUCAGAAAUCCUCAGCCUGGGAGAACUCUCCAAAAUAAGAGUCUGGCAUGACAACACAGGACUUGCUCCAGGAUGGCAUUUGGAUUACAUCGAUGUAAAGGACGAGCUCCUGGACAAAACCUUUCGUUUCCCUUGUGACCGCUGGCUCGCCAAGAAUGAUGAUGACGGGCAGAUAAUGAGAGAACUGGCCUGCGCUAACAACGACUACUUAGACCUCAACGAGAAGACCAAAUAUGAAAUUUGUGUCAAAACUGGAGACACAGCGGAGACCAAAGAAAACGUCUGGAUUGUUCUUGAGGGGAAAAAAGGAAGAUCAAAAGAAUUCAUAAUGGAAAAUUCCUCCAAGAAGAAAAGGUUCUUAAGGGGAAAUGUUGACCGAUUUGAUUUUUCGUCCAAGAAUGUGGGAGACAUUGUUGGUAUCUGUCUGGGUCACAUUCCUAAAGAUGGAAAGAAGGUGAAGGCGGAGGCUCACUGGCAUGUGGAGGAAGUGGCCAUCACUGAGAAAGAACUAGGAAACAAGUACGUCUUCAGCUGCAACGCUCUCAUCCCUCUCUCCACUAAGAGAGACGACCCAAUGACCUUCGAGUGCACCAAGACAUUUGAGAGCUUCGCCAGCAAAGCUCGAAGCCUGGUCCCCAUCAAGUACGAGAUCAUCGUCAUCACAGGUGACGAGAAGGGAGCAGGAACCGACGCCAAUGUUUUCAUCACCAUCUACGGCUCCAACGGAGAUUCGGGCCGCCGGCAGCUGCGGCAGAAGUUUCGCAACCUCUUCGAACGGGAGCAGACGGAUCGCUUCCUGCUGGAAAUGUUGGACAUGGGAGAGAUGCAGAAACUCCGCGUGGAGCACGACAACUCGGGGCUCAGUCCUGGUUGGUUGCUGGAUCGUGUGGAGGUGACAAACACGGCCAAUGGUGUCACCACCAUUUUUCUCUGUGGCAAAUGGCUGGAUACGAAGAGGGCUGAUGGGAAAAUCAGCAGAGUCCUGUUCCCGAAAUACUGAGCACAGUUAGAACAGCGUUCCCAAUGUUAAAGAUUAUUGACCAAAGAGAUUUUUUGUUUUGUUUUUUUAUCUCACAAACUGAGACAGAUUUUUAUAUAUAAACCUUUUUUUUUAAAUGAUCAUUCAGAUAUUUUAUUACGUAAACGCAUAAAAAUUCAGCUUUUACUGGAAUUAUUAAAAUACACCAAUGUGCCAUUCUUUUUAAAUACAAGGAUGGUUUGUUUACCCGUUUUGUCAAAACGAACAUUUUAUAACGUAUUAAAGUGUUUUUUAGUACUGUGGUUGACUCUCCAAUGGAUCUAUAAACAACUGAAACGAAAUAGUUUUUGCUCUAAAAUGGAGGUGAUACUCUUCAUGCCGUGAGCCUUUCACAGUCUUCCAGCUCACUCUAUUACUGUUGUUACUCAGCCAGAUUUGCAGCGUGUGUCAGUUUCACCUCAUUGCUCUUAACAAGCUAUUUUAAGUCACAGCCACUGCUCUCUUGAGUUUAAAGUGUUUUUUUUUUUUACUCCUUUUAAACUCUGAAUCUGCUGAAGAUAACAGUACAUUUGUUUUUUGUGUCGUUUAGAGCCGUUCGUCCACCAAUCAACCACUCAGUGUGAAGGACGAACGAGUGUAGAUGUGAGAGUAGGAGACUCUGCAGAGUGAAAACCGACGACGAGGAGAGGAGGAAGAAGGAAAGACGAGUGAGGGAAUAAAUGAAUCCUGGACGCAGACAUAAGUAAGAGGAAGAGAGAGUGCCCCCAGCAGUCUAGGCCUAUGGUUAGAUGGAGUCAGCAUGUACAGGAUCCAUACAAGGAGCUGGUUCUAAAGUUGAGAAACUGUUACGUCAUGAGAAGCAGCCAGAACCCAAGUGCAGUAACUCAUGACAAUGAUCCUGGAAGACAGAGUGAGGAGAGAGAGAUAGUUCACACCCAGGGCACCAGGUGACACGAGUACCACUAAUGACAGAGACACAGGUGAGUGUGAUCCCACUGAUUAAGUCAAUAACACACAGGAGGAAAAGAGAGAGAGAGAGAGAGAGAGCUCACAGAAACCUGGUAGAAAGACGUUACCACUGCCGUUCCUAAUUUUCAUCCUUUGGGGGUACAACAAGAACAAAUUUUGUCCACUACAUCACAGCAUGGGGGAUCUGAGAAAUUGCAUUGAAUGGAAUGUAACCAAGAUCCACAGCACCACAUGAGGGAAAAAGAGAGCGAGAGACAGACAAAGAGAGAGAGAGAGAAAGAGAGAGAGAGAGUGAGAAGGCUCAUUAGCUUAGCCUCGGACAGUAAACAUCACACAGCCGGCUUGUGGAGAUCAAACAGCAGGUCUAAUAUUUUCUUUCUUUUUUUUCUUUUUUUUUUUAAAGAACUUUCAGUGUUCUAAAAAGUACAACUGCAUGCAGAGCAUUCCCGUUUGAAACGAUGCCAAAAAUGAGGUAAUAGUUUUUUUUUCAUAGCAUUUUUGUGUUAUUUCUAAAUAAAUAAAUUAUGAUUCAGGCAUCCUCCAAAAAAAAAAAGCUAUACAAAUUAAAUACAUACCCACGAUAUCUACAGUUAGUAAUAAAUUAUGAUUGUUAAAUACUUAAGGCAUCUCAACUGACAAAACACCCUGUGUAAACUAUGAAAAACGUCGUCACAGAUGACUCCACUAAAAGAGGAGGCAGUGUCAACACUGGCAGUGCACGAGACAAAAAAAAAAAAAAAA
Molecule: messenger RNA, 10192 nt
Organism: Cynoglossus semilaevis (tongue sole)
Lineage: Eukaryota; Metazoa; Chordata; Actinopteri; Pleuronectiformes; Cynoglossidae
Gene: loxhd1a
Product: lipoxygenase homology PLAT domains 1a
Exons: 42
Coding region: 1175-8503 (2442 amino acids)
Molecular function (GO): protein binding
Source: RefSeq, a predicted model, not a curated record